AGAUACGCAAAUGAAUGUGGAAAAAAAGAGGACUAUAUUGGCCACACCACGCACCUUUAUCACUUUGUGAAACUUAACCGCAAACUUUUAGAUGUGACUGAAGUCGGGUAGGAUUAUAUGCUUACUUACAAAUACCUGAUAUUGAUCAAGUCAAUGGUAAUAGAUGUAAUGAAAACCAGCUGGCAAAUGAGAGUUGUGUUCGCUUCGUUUUUUGUGAUAUUUGUGAUUAUCCAAUUCAUACAUAUUCUUGUGGCCACGCAAUCAAAUCCAAAAUGCAAGGCAGAAAACAAAACGUGCGCCACAAAUGAGAGUAGAGAACUUACAAAACUGAAGACUAGGCUAUUGCGAAUGCAAAGUCUUUUGACUUUGGUGCACAGAAUAACAAAGGGCGGGAAACGUCAAGAAGAGUCAUGUCAUAUCGAAACAGCUUUGUUGUUGUUAAACCAGAAGAAAGCGUCAGAGACAAUUUUUAACGAUCCAUUUGAGGACUUCACACCUUUAGGAGGUACAGAUUGGAGUUUUAGGACAUACAUUCCUUGCUCAAACAUAUCAUCAAAGUUCAGGAAGAAUGGGCGGCGGCGCCAGAUCAUACCCUCGUGCGACAAUGAUGACGUAAAAUUGAAAGUGAAAGAUAACUUUAAUCAGACUAUUCCGCUAUUUGGGUUUCCUGACAGUUGUCUGCAGAAAGUCAUCGACCAAUUGUGUACAACACAUUUCUUAGUUCCAAAUAUUCUACACUACAUUUGGUUGGGAAAAGGAAGUUUCGAUUUCAUGUACUUUGUAAGUAUCUAUAGUGGAUACAAAAACCAGCACCCGUGUUUGAUAUUUCUGUAUUACGACAAACUACCCUCAGGCGAGUGGUGGAAUGUUUUACUUCUAUCCGUUCCAAACAUAAUUCCAAUCAAGGUGAACCCGCCAUCAAAAAUAGGAGGCAAGAAGAUCGUCUUUGUACAACACAAGUCAGACAUACUAAGGCUACAGAUACUUACCAAGUAUGGAGGGAUUUAUCUUGAUACCGACCAACUUCUGCUUACAUCCUUAGACAAGUUCCGGAACAGAGAGUGCACCAUGGGAAUGGCGGCGGACGGUUAUUUCGGAAGUGCGGUGAUUAUAGCUGGUAAAAACUCAGCAUUUAUCAAAAAAUGGAUGGACAGCUACUUCGCUUACAAGCCGAACUUAUGGGGAGAAAAUUCGGUAAUCAUGGCAACCAAACUGGCCAAACAAUAUCCUAAGCUUAUUCAUGUAGAAAAACAUUACUGUUCCUUUUAUCCGCAUCAAACUUAUCUAUCUGAUCAUAAUUACAAAUGGUCACAUAGCUAUGGUAUUCAUAUUUACAAACCAGGACGCGAGGAACAGUUGAAACAGUUAAACUUCUCCAGCAUAAGGAAACUGAACAAUACGCUAGGAGCAGCUUUCCGGUUCGUUCUCUUUGAUAAUAAAGAACUGUGUUCGUAAUUUAUCAGUAACUAAGAGGAAAAGUAUUAUCAAAAAAAUUGGAGCAUGCAAUAAUUAAAAUGUCUUCUCAAAACAGAACUGAGAACAAAAUAGCUUUUUUAUUGUAUUACAAGCAUUGUAAACCAUUGUAGCGACUUCAUUUCACGAUUUACUUACGAUACACUGGUUUGCGCUACAACUUAUUUUCGCGACCAAGCUCUAUCAAAACCCGUGUUGUUAUAACAACCAUAGGAAAAGGACUGGUUCGCGUCGUGAAAUAUUCGCGACGACGAAACUUGGACACGAGAAAAAUUGGUUCAAAGUAUUUGUUAGGUUCACUGAAAGAACAGUAACUCCAGCUUUAGAAAACAAUUGAAAUUCAAAUUAAAUUGUUUUUUCAAGAAGAGGUAUAUAUUAUUCUCUUGUUCACUUAGUUGGGAAAAUGCAUAGAUGUGUGCAUGCAUUUUUGUUCGAUAGAUUGAUAGAAAACCAUGGCACUGAAAAUCAUUGAUUUCGUAUGCUUCUUCACCAUUAUAACACAUUAUCUACAUUCGUAUUCCAAGUUUUCCGUAAAUUGAGUAUUCACGAUUCAAAGUACAAUUCUGUUCAAGUUAAGAUUAUAAACAAAUGCACUUAUGUAGUAUUUUCUACAGUCCCUACUUUCAGGCAAAAACAAAUUUUCAAUGGAUCUAGUGACCUUAAUUUGUACUUCAAUGUAAUUAAAUAGGUUGUCUUGUCAAUAUCUUACAAGGAAAAUAAACAAAAUCCGGAUAAAGCUAAUCGGUCACUCAUCCAACGUUUAUACAAACCCAAUUAUUAUAACAAUGUAUGAUUGUCCGAUUAUAGUAAUAAGUGGCGAUGUAUAAUCAACAACAAAUAAACAGUUGAUUGUCGUCCUAAAAUAAUGAAAUCUUUAUUUCAACACAAACACUAAUAACCAGCUACAACAAACUAUACCGGGUCUAUACACAGAGGUACACUCAAAACAAAUAUACAUUUUUGUACAUGUAGCAUCUACUCUCGCGGUAAUAUUAAUCACCUGUAUACU
Molecule: messenger RNA, 2482 nt
Organism: Magallana angulata
Lineage: Eukaryota; Metazoa; Mollusca; Bivalvia; Ostreida; Ostreidae
Exons: 5
Coding region: 118-1455 (445 amino acids)
Source: RefSeq, a predicted model, not a curated record